AGCUUUAUACAAUUCCAUUUUGAUAGUUUUCGAUUGUGUCAGAGAAAAAUACGUUGACACCUUUAGCUAUUUUUCAUCGUGUUUGGAAAGUUUCCAGGUGAACCACACUGAUUUCUUAGCUUGUUUUGCAUUCAUAACACUGUCCUGUAGUAUUUGGGGUAUGGGUUGCGGUGCUGGGGCUUCGUUAGAACUUAUUAAUGCGUAUACUCACAAUCUAAACUUUGUGCUUCGGGACUGAAAAUGACUUACCAUACUGUAACUGUCUUCUGAUGAAAACUUAGGACUCCUGAGUGGGAACUUGUGACAAAGGACUACCAUUCUAAACUUGUGCUUGGACCGAAAUAAAUUACUGACAUUGUAACAGACAAGACAAUUGACAUUAUUCCUAGACAACUGGCUUUUGACACUAGACACUUAAUGUCUAUGAUGAGUGUUUAUUGUAACAGUUGGCCAACAGGGCUUCUUUUUACUGCAACAUGUGACCACUGGCUUCUUUUAGACAUUUUGACAACCGACUUUUGACACUACAUGACAAUUACAUAUGACAAUUAUUGACAAUUAAAUGUGCGUCUCAUUAAAACAAACUGACAUGAACUGACACGCUCUAUACUUACAAAAAUUCCUACUUACCCUUAUUACUGAACGGAACGAACAACUCUAAACUUAAACCGAAUAACGAAGAAAGCCCAGCACCCCUAACAGAAUUAGUUGAAUUAUAAGAAAGAAGAUGACACAGGGAUAGUUGAUUCUGCCUCUGGACUAAAACCUUGGUGGGAUCUAUCAGCCAAAUAAACCUUAGCCCCACUGCAAGGAAACCUUCAUAUCAAUGAAUACGUGAUAUAUAUUGUGUCAGGUUGUUGUUCUCCUCGUGCCAUUACCAAAGCCGUAUUUGCGUGUAGAUGAAUAUGUGAAAGAUAACAUGCCUGAGCGAUACUGUUGCCAUGCCAUCGCCGACCUUGUAAUACAGUGUCAAAUAAAGAAAAACCCCACAAAAAACAAUUAGUACAUUAAUCAGGGAGGGUGGGCAAUAAAUGUCUGAACUGUUUAAGAACAACAAUUAGUGUAGUAAUAACAUAUUUAAUAAGCAUGAGUUUCAUUUGUCAUCAUCAUCAUUCUCGGCUUAACGUCCGUUUUCCAUGCUACCAUGGGUUGGACGGGGUAUAUUAUUGACCCUCUUCCAAUCUGCUCUAGACUGUGUUAGAUCUAAACUCAACUUUCUCUGUAUCACGUCUGUCCUUAUAACCUCCUGCAAAGUCUUUCUUGGUCUGCCUCUGGGCUUUGCCCCAGGAAAUAUCAGGUCUCUACACUUUCUUACCCAAUUAUUCUCCUCUAUUCUUUUUAAGUGCCCCAGCCAAUUCAAUCUACUUAUCUGGAUAACAUCUUUAAUUCUACGGAUACUUAGACAGGCUUCUUAGCUCAUCUGAACUCUUUCUGUCUCUCAGACUGGCGUUACACACCCACCUAACCAUUCUCAUAUCAUUCCUUUCUAAACGGUCAAGAUCUUCCUGCUUCACUGCCUAUGUCUCACUACCGUACAACAUAACACUUCUUACACAGGCCUUAUACGACCUACCUUUUACCUCAAUUGACAAGACUCUGCUAGUCAACAAAGGAAGUCACUCUCAGAACUUUUACCAAGCAGAACCUAUGUUGGGCAGUGAAGGGGUGUAGGAAGAAGUGUUACUUGCAGAAUUCCAUUUCCUCUUAUUUUUUCUGAAGUAAAUAAGGGGAUCCUUGUUUUGUGGGAACAAGUACAAAAGUGUUUUGGAUGGAAUCCCCAAAUAUGUUUUACAAUUUUUCUGUUUUAUUUUCUGCAUGCUGUAACUUUGCUGUGACUCUGACUUCUUUUUCUAACUUAGAUGAUAAAUUCGCAAAUUGUAGGAGAAAACGGUCUGCACCUGUCUCUGUUAAGUAACAAUAAUGACUUACUUCGAUUGUCUCACUUGAUUACUCAGCGGUAUCACAAACACAACCAGCAGAAACACAACAACACAAUUUGAUCCGUAACACAACAACACAACUGGAUAUCAACACAACUGCACAACCACUUGAGGCCCCACCAAGAACAUUCACUAUUGUUUACAGUCUAUAUUAUGGAGACAACAUAUUAAUAUCAACAAUCUCCCUUCUCUUUCUUCAAUUAGUGAAUGUUGGUGAGAAUCUGUGUCUUCUCAUUUUUAUUAGUCUUUUUCAUUUUCUGUAAAUCAACUCAAUCAUAUGUACACUAUUUACAAACUUCUUCACUUUCUCAGCUUACAGCCGAGCCUCUGCAAUUGCUUGCAAAAGUCGACUUGACGAAGCUCCAUUCUUUGUCAUUGGGUCUGCCAUUUGGUCUUUUGUUGUUAUCCAACUAAGUUUUGAAAUUUCUUUCUUAUCUAUCAUUUCUUUCAAGAUGGCAAUGUCAACUCUUAAUCUUCUGUCCAAAAUACCUUUACUGCAAUGUGCAGCAUCUACCAAAGACUUGCAAUCCGUAUAACAUUCAAUUGCAAUCCUUUGCCAUCAAAGACAACAUUUCGAAUAAUACUCGAUAACCAGUAUGACGAUUCUGCAGCUUCUAUAAGAGCUAACGUUUCUGCUGAUAGUGUACUUUUGACAACUCAUCUAACUCUUUUUGACUGCCAAGCUAAGGGGAUCGUAAUUGACUUAUCUUUGUUACUUAGGAAGAUAACAUAACCGCCUUGUGAACCUCCAUCACUCAAAUUCCCAUAUGAAGCAUCACUAUAACAAAUAAGUUUGGCUUAUUCAAUAUUGCCUACGCUUGGAAAGUGGAGUGCAACAUCAUUUUUCUUCACUUUACAUAUAACUUUGUUUAAUAUGUCAGGUCACCAAUAGUAGCUUUGUUUACAAUUCCCAUCAGCUGACAGCAAUCAAACAAUGUCUGGUCUUGUCUGAGUAGCUACCCAAUUUAAUUGACCAAUUAAUUGCUUCAUCUUUGUCUUUUCCUCAUCACUUAAACCGUCUGAUUUGGACAAUAAUCUCUUUUUAGGUAGGUAAAUUUCUUGGAUACUAUUUACAUAUGAUAUCUGAUCUAACAUUAUCUCGUUAUCGUUAUAACUGAGGUUUAUACCAAGGUAUUUGAACGCGACUGAUUUUUCUACACCAACUUGAAAGAUUUUUCUUAUCUCUUCAAUAACCUCUCUCUUAAAAUAUUCGCUCCCUCCCCAACAAAAAUCAUCAACAUGUGUAGAAAUAAUACCUGCUAGUUUACCAUUGUGGUGCCAAUAAAGUAAACCAGGGUCAUAUUUACAUACUUUAACAUUCAAUUUGGUAAGUUCUUCAUAAACCUUAUGAUACCAAGUCCUUGAAGCAUCGUUUAAUCCAUAAACACAUGUCUUUAAUUUCCAUACUGUUCCUUCUUUGUAGGCUUCCUUGGGUGGACGUAUAUACAAUUCUCUGUCAAUAGGCUUUCCUUGAAGAAAUGCUGCUUUAAUGUCGAUAGAAUGGCAUGUGCAAUUAAUGACAGACAUAAUAGCAAACAUAAUCCUAAGUGACUCUUUACAGCAGGUCGGAGAAUCUGUUUGUACAUCUGCUUUAUCUUCAAAUCCUCUUGCUACUAACCUUGCUUUAAAUUUGACCAAACCAGACUGGUCACAUUUCUUGGUAAUCACCCAUCUUGUCAAUAUCAAUGAUUGUUUAGACACUGGAACCUCUUUAUAAACAUUGUUUUUAAUCCAAUUUUCCAGCUCAUUCGUUUUUGCUUGCUUAAUUAAUUCAGUCUAUGUGCUGUCAACUAACAGUAUCUCUUCACUAAUUGAUGGACUAAUUUCUUCAUUUAUUCUUUCUAUUUUUGAUAUUCCCUUUUUCAUAUCAAUACAUUCUGUAGAGCCAUCUUUAUGGCGAACAUUCCAAAAAUCUUUAUAUUUUCCUCCCUGAGCCUUUCCAACUUUUCCAGCUCUUAAAAUUACUUCAACUUCUUUUAAUUGCAAAUCUUCAUUUGUUGCAAUGCGUAUUUUCAUCUUUGGUUUUAAUUUAACAACAUCAUUUUCAGCAUCAUCAUUUUUAUUGUUAGCAUUGACAUUCCGCUGUUCGCUUACAUCUUUAUUGUGUUCCACAUUUUCUAAUUUGCUUCCUUCAUCGAUAGGAUUUAUACUAUCAAAGUCAUCAUCAUUUCCCUCAUUUCUUCUUCUUCAAUAGUAUUUUCGGUAUCUUCAAAGUAUACAUUGUUCUCUUCUAGUGUAACAGCUAACAGCAUCUACAUCAUCCUCAUCAUUUUUACUGUAUACAUCAUCUUCUAGUGCAAGAUGUUUCAUAAACUGUUCUGUGUUUGUUUCAGGUUUCGGUGUGUCAUCAGAAGCUAUUCUCUCUUGACCUUUCUCAUGCAUUAAAUUACAUGGAUGCACACAAAUGUAUCGACUUCCAUGUUUUACCAAAACUUGCUGACUUUCAAAACCUAUAACUGUACCUGGGCCAUGCCAAUGUUUGUCGUCUUUUCUCCAAUAAUAGACUUUAUUGCCAUUCAUGUAUUUCACAUUUCCAGAAGGUCUAAUUUGAUGUCUCAAAGCUCGUCGUAUCUUUUCUGAUGACUCGUUUUCGAUAUAUGCCCGUCUUGCUGCAUGCAUAGCAUUUAAAUUUUUCGCUACUACUUGACUAGCAGUUUUACUUUCCAUUGCAGGUGGCUUAUUUGUCAAUAUGCAUGGUAUAUUGGGGUUUUUGCCAAAAAGUAAUUGGUUUGGACUGUAGCCAUUGUAAUUGAGUGAGUUCUUUGCACUAAUUGCCCAACUUAAAGCCACUUCUAACUCACAGUUUUAAUCAUUCAUAAUUUUUUGAAUAGUCUCUCCAGUGAUAGCAUUAUGCCUUUCAACUAUUCUGUUACUCCAUGGACUCUCUGUAGCAGUGGUUACAACCCUAAUGUUAAAUUUUUCACAGAAAUCAAUGAAUUCACUGUUAUUGAAUUCCCCUCCAUUGUCAACCAUGAACUUCCCUGCACAGUCAAAUGUUCCUAUCCAGAUUUCAAAUAUCUUUUUGACAAUCACUUCUUUUCGUUUGCUAUGUAUGACAGUAGCACUAUACUUUGUAAAAGUAUCAAUUAAAUGUAAAAACCAUGUUUUUGUAUUGCCAUCUGUCCACUCUUUUAUGUCCAUUGCUACACAGCCAUUAAAGUCAUUGGACAUACGCAAACCCACCAUAGGUCUUGGGGAUAGUUUCUUGUACUUGAAACAUGUCUCGCAUUUCUGUGAUAUAUGGUCAAUCAAUGUAUGUAACUUCUUAUCCUCAACACCUGCAUCCGGAAGUAACUUCUUUAAACGUUCUGGUGGCGGAUGAUUAAAUUGUUUAUGAAGUUUAACAAUGUCUUUUAAUUUUUCGGUUUCAUUUUUCAUAGCGAAUCUCUUUGAGUACAGAACUAUUUCUUCCGCAUCCACACUUGAAAUAUCAUCAAAUUCAAAUUUUCUUUUGCCUAAAGGGAUACAAUAGUGUCCUGAGGAUGUGAGAAACACCUUUUGCUUCAUUCCCAGAAUUUCUAUUGUGUCCUUUGAAAAAUCAAUUUUUGUGCCUGCUUUCUUCAUGGCAUCUUUACUAAAAAGUAGUGGCAAAUCUCCUUUCACAACAUCUGUUACAAUACUGAUAUUAGUAUCUUCAAUUCUGGCUGGCAAUUUCAUUUGCUUAAUAGAUCUCAUUUCAUUUCCAUCUCCAACUUACAUAUUGUAUUACUUUGUGACUCUGUGACUCAAUGUCUCUAAAUAUUCUUUCAGCCAACUUUCUCCACAAACAGUUUUUGAACAGCCUGAAUCCAGAACAGCAGCGCUCAAUGUUUCACCCAUAAAUACAUCCAUUACCUCUGUAUACAAUGUUACAUUCACUUCCUCUUUCUUUUUCUUUCUAUUUUCGUAUGAGUCUGGGCAAUCUCUUUGCCAAUGAAACACAGAUCCACAAAUGUUACAUAUCGAUACUUCUCCAUUCAUAUCCACAGGAUUUCUUUGACGAUUAUCUUCACUAUUUCUGUCAGCAGUAGGUCUUGUGUAGUUGGUCGCACCUCUAAAGUAUCUUCCUCUUCCUCUAAAAUACUGAUGACUGCCAUGAUAAGUCGGUUCUAAUUUAAUAUCAUUUACAUUGACUCUAUCUUGUUGAACUAUAUCACUAAAGAUCCUCUUCAGUUGAUUUUUCAUUCCGGGAAAAUGUGAGUUCAGUAAUAGUUCCCUUCACCAGUUGUUCUUGUUGCUCAGGUAGUCUUGCGUUUACCAAAAGUUUAUAUGCUAAAAUUCCAUCCGGUAAUUCCAAGCCAUAUUGCUUAGCUUUGUUGUGUAAGCGUUCAAACUCAAUUACAUAUUGUUUCAUUGUCAUUUCUUCAGUUUUGCAAAAUUUUUCAAAAUUAUCAUAGUUAGUAAAAGCUAAUUGUAACGUGUCUUUAAAUAAGCUGUCAAGAGUUUCUAUUACUUUAUCAACACCAUUAUCUGCAUUAAGAGUCUCAAUUUUCAUUUCAAGAACUGCAUCUCUAGCUUUACCUUCAAGUGUAAGAAAAAUAGCAGCAGCCUGUUUCGUUUUAUCAACAUUUGUAAAAAUUUGCCAAAUUUUUAUCUCCUUUUUCCAGUUUUCAUAUGAAAUGUCCUCACUUAACGUUGGCAGGGCCUUGUAAUCUUUUCUUGAAGCCAUUAUUCCUCUGCUACCAUUUGUUAAGUAACAAUAAUGACUUACUUUGAUUGUCUCACUUGAUUACUCAGCGGUAUCACAAACACAACCAGAAGGAACACAACAACAUAAUUUGAUCCGUAACACAACAACACAACUGGAUAUCAACACAACUGCACAACCACUUGAGGCCCCACCAAGAACAUUCACUAUUGUUUACAGUCUAUAUUAUGGAGACAACAUAUUAAUAUCAACAGUCUCUACCUGCAAUUUUUUUGUACUCACAAUACGCGUUGAAAAGAUAAUUACCACUGUUUUUACUAUAUAUAUAUUCAACAAACUCUUUUUACAAGAUAGGCUCAUAUCUCUUGAAUUAGAAAUGCUGUAUCAUUAUAUUAUUAUGUUAUAUUUUCCGAAUGAUUUGGUCGGUUAUGCCAGAUUAAAAAUAUUGUAAAAUUUAAUUUUUCAGUUUUGGCCAAAAUUAUUAAAUUGAGUGCCAAAACAUAUUUGCAAUUAAAGAAAAAACAAGCUGAGGAUACAAUAAGCUUAAUUAGCUGGAACAUGAAGAAUUCGUCAUUGUUUAUAAGCAGCAAAGUAGCAGUGUGAGACAGAGUUUCUUUAUGCUCUUUUCAUGAUGUUUGCAAAGAAUGUGUAAUCUAAUCUACAUAAAUAAUAAAACAAACCACCAGGUCAUGUGUCCAACUACAACAAAGAUCAGACUACAAUUAAUUUAUUUUAAAAAUAUCACAUUUAGUAAUUUUUGUCAAAAAAACAAACAAGCAAGUUUUCCAUGUAAAUCAGCCCUCCUAAAAAGGUGUUUUGUUGAGCGGGGACAGCAAACAUUCCAUCAUUUGCAACCACAUGUUUAAUUUGAUAGCUUCCAAUGUGCCUAUAUAGAAAUCUGAUGUAUCUGCAGAGUACACAUAUAAAUGUGCAAAAGUUCAAAAUUUGAAAAAAUACAAAUACAGGAAAAAAGUCAAAACACUUUAAUUCUGAAAAUAUGUGCCACGUAAAAAUAACUGAGAAGAAAGAAAAGUCAAAUCUAGGCACACUCAAUUUGACAAUAUAUCGUUUCAAGCCCCUUUUUUAAUUUUUGGGAGUGGGGGGUGGGAAGGGAUUGUAAUAGCUUUAGCUGUUCUCGCACUUGUGAUGUUAGCGUUUUUAUCAAAAAACACGUUUCAAGAAUACGUUUCAAGAAUCAAAAUGUUUUGAUCAUUAAAUCUUUAAAGCAUGUUUUAAAGGCCAAAACAUAGGAUAAUUUCAAAAUGUUUUUUCGUUCAAACUUAUUUUAGAUUUAAUGCGAUUUUGAUGUCAUUAUGUUGUUCAGAUGUGCCUUACAUAUAUAAAAUGACUUAAAAACCCAAUGUCAAAGUCCAAUAUUUUACCCUCCUCAUACAAAAACCUCUUCUACAAGCCCCAUAUUAAAACUUCAAUCAUUUUGACAGCAAGGAACUUAGUGACAUCAAGAUUACUUUAAUGUGUGCUGAUUUACACUGCAACUCAUGUUUAAGAUGACGAUUAGGUUUGAAAUACUACUGUUUAUAUGAGUGUUUUCAGUUUAUAUUAUAUAUUUCCAUUAUGUUUUAGAUAAAAUUUAUUAUAACAAAAGAACACUAUUAGUAUAUUGAUAAACAAUGAUCUGCUAGUGCUAAGUGCUGUAUCUAAAAGAUUUACUUGUAUGCAAAAGCAAUUGCCUUAGAAAUGAUGGCACCAAUUGGUGUUUGUUGCUGGAAUAGUAAUCUAUAUUAAAACCAAAUUAAAUAACAGAAGUAUGUUUGACUAAAAGAAGCAAAUGGAUUAGAUAAAGUCUGUAAUACAUCUGGCAUGGUUACAAUUUUGUAUUAGCAAAAUGAAGUUGUGCAACACAGUUAGUACUUUAUAAUAAGAUGCAUGACAUCAAUUCCAGAUUAAUUUGUGCUGUUGAUGUGUUUGCUGAUAUUUUGAGCAAACUGUUGGAAACAUUUGUCAUUGAUCACAAAGAUUCAGCUACAAAAACCCCAAAUGUUGCUUUAGCAAACAUACUACGUCAAAAUAAAAGUCUAGAUAAAAAAUUGUUGGCGUCCUUUAAGCAUCCAGAUAAUAAAGAAAAAAUAUAUGAUGUUACUUCUCCCUCUACUCCAUUCAAAGUACGUAUCGAUAUUUCAUCAUUGGACAUAUCAUUGCAAUAUAAAAUUUUAACCAGUGUAGAGGGAUUUUUAACCAAUCAGGAGAAGUCAAUUCAGUGUAAGGACCCAGCUCAUCAACCUUGCUGUAAUAAAUGUUUUCAUCAGUGCAAUUGUCCUAAGAAAUGCAAAAAUGUUAAUCAUCCAUGUACAAAUUGCAGAAAUACACAAAGAGAUUGCAAGGGGAAAUCUGGAUGCUGUCAUGUAUGUGAAAAAUGUAGAAAGUGCACAAUGAUACUACCGGCUGAAAAUCAGUGCUCAACUUAUAAACUGAAAAAAUCUGUAGACAUGAUAAUGAACCUUAGAAAUUUAGUUGCUCAUAUGACUGACAAAGAUUGUGAGAAUUUUGAAAAUUCUAAACAGCCAUUUUCAAACUUCUCUGAUUAUAAAGAUUGGAAAUCAUUCUCUGAUUUUAUAAUCAAUGUGAUUUUUAAGGAUAUUAUUACGUUUAUGCAAAACUUUAAAAAUCCAUUACCCUUGGAAGAAUGUGACAAAUUUGAAAAAGCAUUACUCAAAACGUUACAUGACCCUGACGUGAAAGAGCUCUUGCAUGAACAUGAUGUAAAAAUUAGUAAGAUGGAGAAACGUAUGUCUUGUACAGAAGCAAAGGUUGAAAUAUUAUGGAAUGAUAAAAUCCAAACUGGUGAUGAACAUGUGGAAAGAUUAGAAUUUAAAAGACUGGAUGGUAAUGCGUGUCUUCUGAAACUUCCUGUACAAUUGAAUAUUACUCACGUUUCAGUUAGUGAGAAUAAGGGUGACUGGAAAGAACUUGAAGAUCAUUCAUUUGAAUUUGAUGACCUUCAUCUUUUUGUCAAGAUGAAAUUUAAGGAUUCUAAUAGUUACAGAUUUAAGGUGAUUGGUGAUAGAAUGGAUUUAGACCCACAAAAUGAAGAAUUCUACAGUGAAGAUGUUAUGUAUGACCCAGAUGCCUGUGACCAUCGAAGCUCGGCUUUAAAUAUUGGAUUGAUGUGCCAUGCGAAUGGGCUUCCUACCAAUGUGGUUUCGAUCAUAAGCGAAUUGGAAGACUUGGAAUUUUUUUGUUCAAAGAAAGUAAAAUUUACCGUCCAUGGACAAAAGAAAGUAAUAACCCUAGAAACAUGGUUUGAUAUUUGUGGCGACUUUGUAAAUCGCAACUUUGAAAACCCGUAUAAAGAGCAUAUUAAAUUGCCAGUUGAUUGUGUUAAAGAUACACAAAUUGGUCGGUUCGCAGACGUAAUUACAAACUGGUGUUCAAGCAAAGUCAAAUGUGAUGUUGCUAGUUUGGUAUUGACAGAUUAUGACAGCUACAAACAUGCAGAAUUUUUAGGAUACGAUCUAUCUGAAGUUAAAAAAAAACUUUGUUUAACUGCAAAAAGCCGUGAAUGCAACAACCGAAUUUUGGUUUAUGAACCUUCUUUGCAUGUAUUUCUUAAUAUUCGCGUGUUGGAACAAGCGGAUAUUUCACAUAUUAAUCAGGCUUUGUCAGUCUGUAAUGAUGAUAUAAAGAUGCAUGCGAUGAUCCAUAGGGAAAUCAUAGUUGACAGUAAUGUCGUUUACAUUGGGUUGAUUGUAAUCCCAGAUUCACUUUUUCAAGCACUUUCACAAGAAGAGAAUAAACUUUUGUGUGGUCCCUGUUUCGAGUUAAUACUUUCGGACAGCGUUAUGAAUAAUUUGACGUCUUUUAAAGAAUGGGAGAAGAACAGCCUGCAAAAAUUUAUAAAAGAAUUAAAAAAAGCACAUGAUUUAAAAAGAAAACCAAAGAAGUUGGAAGAUACUAUAAAGUCAUAUUUUAAUCGCACUAUUGGCUUUAUGGCUACUGCUGAAGUAUUUCUUCCUUCUUUAAGAAAGAUGGAAAUGCCUUCUCUGUCUUGUAAAACUGGCGUUCAAGUUAAGACGGUGUUCUUAACACGUGAACAACAAGAGAUAAUGUGGUUGGCGGAAAACAAGUUAAUAUUGACUGGCUCGUUUGGUUCCGGCAAGAGUAUAAUUGGUCAAUUAAAACUGAAGCAGCUCUAUGAAAAAGCAGAAGGUGUUGUGAAGAUCUAUUAUGUGUGUUGUGAAUCUCAGUGCUUGUUUCAAACAACAGUUCAGGAAAUAGCUGAACAAACUUGCUUAAAGGUUAAAAAGGCAAAUGCUCAGAUUAUAGCAAGAAACCUGCUUCAGCUGAAACAAGAAAUGGGUCUUGAUGUAAGUGUGAAUUUGUCAAGAGUAAUGAAAUUGAUAUAUAAGAGAAACAAGAAUAUAUUGGUGCACUUUGUGUUUGAUGAAUACGAUGCUGAAAAUUUGGACCACAAUGAAGCUAGCGAAAUCAAAAAUGUAAUAACAGAUCAAUCAUAUCCAAGAAUUGAAGAGUCAGUUGUCAUUUUGAUCACACAAAGUAUGGAAAAGCACCGAGAGUACAUAAAGGUUAACCAGAAUGGCAAAGAGAGGAGGCAAGCCCAUGUUAAAUAUCAGUUUGAGAAAACUGGUAUGAAAACAUUUUAUUUACCAACGACAAUGAGGACCACAACGCGAAUUAAUGAUCUCAUAAAAGUGUGUGUUAAGCACUUUGAAGGGAACCCAAGCGUUUUUAACCACCCAGAGUUCUUAGGCAAGAGAGAUCCUGGACGUAGAAGUACCCCAAAGCUUGUUUUCAGCAAUAAUCCAAUCAAUGAUAAUACAGCCAAUAAAGUUUCGGCCGCUAGAUAUUAUGAAAAUAAUCCUGCCACAUCUAUACCCAAAAUUUCGAUAAGUUCAAAAGCGGGAAGAGAAACGCCUGCUUCUUUGGACGUUAAUAGUGCGACAAGAAAUCCUGUAAUAAAUGCACCAUCUGCAUACUCCUUACCACAAGUAAAAGACAGAGGGGAUGAUUUCGAUGCACAAUUAGAAACAACAGGGAAACAAACACCACAUUUAAUGGAUACAAGGCUUGAUAAUAGUAGUAGUGUGCCUAAAGAAGCAACAGAAGUACCACCCCCCAAAAAAUUAAUUCAAGGGUCAGUGAAUCUAGAUGUUGCCUUUAAAUUAUCUAAUGCGAAUCAGGUUAAGUCAGGAGAAAAGACAAAGACAGAAUUUAAAUUUAAUGGGACACACCAAGUUGGUCAUAAUAUAGUUGGGGAAUGGCCUAUCUUAGUUAGUAUUCAUAAUAGUUUUAAUGAUUUCUACUCUCAUGGUGACAUCGCUAGCCAUUACAGCCUUUGCCUGUCACAGAUUGCAGAGGAAGUUAUUGAUGAUACUGAGGAACUGGUGGUAUUGUCUUGUGAUCGUGAAUCUGCAAUAAUGGUAAAAAAUGCAUUUGGUCUUAUAAAGAAGGAAAGCAUUUGUUACACACCUGCUUUCCAUUCAAAAGAUCAAGCUCAAUCUAAAAAAGAUAUUCUAAAACGUUACAGAUCAAGAAACUGUAUCCUUAUAACUGACUUUGUUGGGUUUAUGGGGAUGGAGGCUGAAAGAUUAUGGGUUUUUGUGGAUAAAUAUGAUCACUUUUUAAAGCAACAUCUUGUGGAAUCACUAGGAAGGUGUACAAGUGAAUUGGUUGUUUUUGAAUAUGACAAUCCGAAAAAAGAAAAACCUAAUGACGAUAUUGAGAAGAUACUACAGGACUGGGAUCAGCUUGUGAAAAAAAUUACAGUAGAAGUAAUAAAAGGACAAGUCACCCAGCAACUAUUUGUGGAAUUUUCACAUGAUAAAAGUUAUGGUCUUAAUGUGAUGUCACCUGUGUACAAGAUGGAGAUUGAUAAAUUAAAAAAAAUGAAAGAUGAAAGUAACCACAGUACUGAUCAUAAAGCUGUAAUGGACACAAUUAAAAGCAAUGCCCACGAUCCAUAUUUCACAACGGGGAUCAAAGAUAUGUUUAAUCAAAGUGUCAAAGCUAGUAACGAAAAAGUAUCAGAUUAUUCUCUGGAAGGAUUUGCAUUUGAAGAUAGUGGUAUCAUGUUGCCUUUCGAAUCACGCAACGAAAUAAAUGGGUCAUUAAAUUAUCGCAGGAUGAUAUUACAAGAUCGAUUUCAUGUUAAAAUUGAGGUAGGAAAUUUCAGAGUGUUGUUAAAGGGAAGCGUUGAAAACACGGAAAGGAUGAAGGAGUGGUUUAGGUUGUACUUCGAGCUUAAAAAAAGUGGAGAGUUAAACAAUCCAGAAACUUUUGAAAGUUUGUUUUUUGGUGAUUACUUUGAAAAUGUUACGGAGGAUGACGAAAUAGCCUGGAGUUGCAUCUCAUUUGUUCCUACUUACCUCUUUGGCAAAAUUAUUGGAAAGCGAGGAGAGAAUAUCAGAAGAAUAUCUCGACAGUUUCAAGCAGAGAUUGUGGCCGAUAAAGAAGUUGGAAAAAUUUUUGUUUCAGGUAGUUCAACAGCAAAGAGAAAUAUCAAUUUUUACUUCCAAUUCCUAAUGUUUAAAAAAAAUUAUGUUAAUUCGUUAUUUUGGUCUGAUCAAAAAAUCGUGGUUGUAGGGUUACCUUCCCAUGACUCUGUUAAAUUAAUUCGAAGAAGGUCUUGCAAAGAUUGUGAACGCAAUUGUGAAAUUUUGGCACAAAUUGAACUGACAGAAUCGGAUUUAAAUAUAGAUAAUAUUCCCAGUCUCAAAGAGGUAUUUUCUAAAGUUGUUAAUGACAUGCAAAUUCAGCUACGUAAGAACGAAACAACUGCUUGUGAGCUAAUGGUUCAUCAUGGGCAUAUCCAUAUUCGAAAUUGUCAACCAGGAUCUAAAAAGGUUAUAGACAUGAUCUCCAAUGGAAAACUACAUUUUAAAAAUUUUUCCCAAUCCUCUUACAAUUUUAAUGAACUACCAUAUGAAAAUCCUUACAAGGAUAUUGUGAGAUAUGACAUAUCUGUGUUUACAUCUAAUCAAUCAUAUGAAAUGCGAUACAAAGUGUUUUUGGCGCUAAAGGAUGGUAAUGUUUCGUUUAUAACUUAUGAGGAAGCAGGGAUAUUACCUGCUAAAUUUUAUCCAUACAGAGUAGGGCCAGGCUAUUUGUGUACUCCCCCUCAAAAUGUCCGUAGAAUAGAUAUUGUUGACCCUACCACAAACACAUCAACUCGACUGAAUUUUCAAAUAUUUCAACACAACAUUGUUCCAGAAAAUGAAAUACAGGAAAAUAUUACAAAGUUGAAGAGUUUCUAUGAAAGUCUGUCUAUAAAGAGUAAUACUCUAUAUCUUGACAUUGGAACUCCUCCUGAGGGGUAUUUGUUGACUUAUGUUCGAAGAUGUGAACGAAAGACAUUCAAAUUAUCCAACAUAACAUUGCUGCGUACAUCUAGAGAGGAGAUUGAAGUACGAGAUGGUUUGAAUUAUGAGGGAGAAAUCGAGAAUGACAUUUUCCUAACAUCGAAACUUAUCCAGGGAAACGAUAUUGUGUUACAAUCAGCAGAAAUUGGAUUGCAAGAAAUUUUGACUCAUAGUAAAAAACUUAUGCAUAAUUUGGAAUGAUAUAUUCUUUAUCCUUUCUCUUUCACCAUAAUAUGUUUCUUUUAGAUUGUUUCCACUCCAUUUCAUUUGUUUUCACUCCUUCAGAAAAUUUAAUUUCUAAUCUUGAUUUGCUAGUAAUAGAUGUUAAUGCUUCUGGUAUUUAGAUACUCUUUGUGCUAAUAAUGUUUUAAAUUAAAAUCACGAGGCUGGGGAUAUACUUAUUAUACACAUUACUUUUCUUCGUUGUCAGCCUUUUAAGCGUAUGCUUAAGAAGCAGGGAGAUUUUUUACAGUAUGCUGAUUAUAACAAGAAAUUUGGGUCUGAUGAAAAUGCAUUGUGGUCUUGUUUUGUGUGGAAAAUUUUACUGUAAAUAAUUUAAGAAAAGUGAGAUAUUUUGCCAAAGUAUAUUUCUGAAUUAAUGCUUUACAACGUUGCUGAAAGGUUACUAAAUGGCUUUUUGAUGACAUUGAUCAAAGAAUGAUUCAGACGAAUAGCGUUAUAUUAAAGUUAAUAAUAUUUGUACUUUCUUGAAUCUCUUCUUUUAGUGUUACUAACAUUAAAUCCUUUAUCACUUUUUUAUAAACCUUAUGGAGUUAUUGUGUUAUUAUUUUUUAAGGUUUUUUUGACAAAAUUAUGUGUAUUCUUUUAAUUCAUUGUUUACUUUUAAAAUGCUUUGAUUUUUAGAUGUUGAUUUAGAUUAAGUCAAUGUGUAAAAUAUUUUACAUUUGCGAAUAUAUAAAUUUUAAGGAAUUCAUAGUAUAUUAAUUGUUAUAUAAGAAAUAAAUUUUAAAUGUGCUAUAGCUUUUUUAGAGUUGUUUUGUUCUCUAAUCGCAAAUUUGUUGUACACUGGACAAGAAAAUGUAUUUAUAUUGCUCAUGUGUUAAUGAAAAUUGAAAUAAAAAGUCAAAAAAUUGUGAUUAUUUGAAAGACCGAUUGUAGCAAAUUUCACUCAAAUUCUAGAAAUUAAGUCUUAACAAAAUAUCUUGGUAGAAUUAAGUUGCACAAAUAUAUCCAUAGGAUUAUUUUUCUUAAAAGUAUAAUUGCUUUACGUAAAGUUAAUUAUUUUUGUAAUUCUUUGAAUUUCUUGUUUUAGUGUCACAAUUUUUUAUGCAUUUUUGAGGGUAGAAUUGUUUUAAAAUUUUAUUUACCAAACUGUAAAAUUGAUUGGGUAAGCGUUACAUGUAUACCUUUAAUUUACUGUGAAAUUUGUAAAUUUUUUGCUUUUUUAUGUGGAUUUAGACUAAGUCUGUGUGUAAAAGAUUUUACAAUUAAAAAUGUAAAUUUUAGAAAGUCAUAGCAUGUUAAUUAUUAAAUUAUUUUGCUUUUCAGCAUGUACACUAAAAUUUAUUUCAACGAAUGUUGCACGGUGGUCAAAAGUAUAUUCUAAAAUUACACAUGCCAAUAAAAAUUGGAAUAAAAUGUUAGGGCUUUUUAUCUUUUUAUGUGAAGUUAAUUGAAGCCCAGGUUUUGGAAAAUUUCACCCGAAUUCUAUAAAUUUAAUGCUCACAGCAGUCAUUUUGAGAAGGAUUCGAAUUAUCCAUGUUUGUGAAAUAUGUCUAGCUAGAAUGUCAAUUUGGGAAAAUUAAUCUUCGCGAAAUAUGUAGGAAUCACUUGUUCGCUAAAAUUAACUUCGCGAAAGUUUUAAAACAAAAUGAUUCUUUCAUUUUUCUUCUCUGGUUUUUCUGGGCCAUUUCAAUUAAAGGCUACCUUAUCUUAAUAAAUAGGCUUGAGAGACAUUAAAUUGCGAAACAAACCUUAAAAUGGUUCAUUUAUGAAAUAUCUUGACAUCACUGAUUCACGAAAAUUAAUCUUUGAAAAAUAAAUUUUUUGGACCAUUUUCGCGAAAAUUAAUCAACUUAAGGUAUUUAUUUUAACAGUUUGUCUAAAUUAUAUACUGCAACACAACUACAAUUUUCUGUUACAAGUUUUUUACUGGUACCGCGAAUGACAUUUUUUGCUAUUGAUGGAGUUGUUUCAAUGUGUUCAUAAUGUUGAUGCAGAUCAGGAUACAUAACUUCUUGAUUUAGUUAAUAAUCGGUGGAAAAUCCACAGGAAUAGACCCAUCGCAGCAAAGUCAUUUAAAAUUAUCUUAUUUGUUAUUUGCAGCUUUAAGUUUUUGUGUGUGGUUAGCACGACCUGCUUUUGGUCAACAAGCAAAAUAUGGUUAUUAUUAUUAAGAAGGGAUAUUUUUAGCAGUCUGAAGAAACAAUUAAAAAAUCACCUAAAAAAUCACCUUUUUGUAUGUUGUAAUCAUUUACUCUGGUCUAGUCAUAUACUGUAUCAAGUUGGAAGUUAAAAAUACAAUUUUAUAUUUAUAUUACUUGUGUUCUAGUUAAAAAUAAAUUUUCCUGUUCCUGUGCCAAUCAAGUAUCUGUUAGUUGAUCCAUUUAGAAGUAAUUCGAUAUGCUGAACACGAAUCUACGUAAACAAAACAGUAUUCCUUUUUCUGCUGAUACAAUUUUGUAACUGCAAAAGUACCAUAAAUACUGGUUACAUUGAUUGGUUUUUUUAGUAUAACCCUCAUUUCACUCGGUAAAAAGUUCCGUUAAAGUUACUGAAAUACACGUACAUGACAUGGUUAAUGGUCUUGGUAAAAUAAAGAUUCGUGACAUUUCGUAGUACUUUCUAAUACUUGGUGUUGGUGUUGAUCUUUUCUAGCUUGGACAAAGCACAAAGGCAAAAGUCAUCAGAGACUAGAAGAAAUCAUGCAUAAUAUCCACUCGAGGAUGUAUUCUACGGUCGCCAUUUUUUGUCACGUAUUAAGCGAAUUACCGAAAAAGUUUGUAGUUGACCAUCAAUAUUCAUCAACAAAAAAUCCAGAUGAUGCUUUAGCACAAAUUUUUAACAAAAACAAAGAAGUUGUACAAUCAUUGUACUCUCUAAAUUAUCCAAUAAACCAAAAGAAGAUGUAUGAUUCAACUAAGCAGAAAGAUUUUAAGACCCAGAUUGUUAUUUCAUCCUUGGACAUAACAUUGAAAUACGAAAUAUUAACCAGAAUCAAAGGAUUUGUUACGUCCCAAAUAGGGAAUCCUUCGAAUUUGAUGAAUAUAGCGACCCAAAGCACCGUCCUGAUUGUUGUACUAGUUGUAGUCAUUUGUGCAAAAAGUGUAACCUUGUGGAUUGCAAAGGAGCCUGUUGUGACAAUAAGAAGAUUAAAAAGUGUAAUCAUCCAUGUAGAAAUUGCCCUGAUACGUUAAGAGACUGUAAAGAUAAUUCCAUAGUAUGUUGCAGUGAAUGUAAAACAUGCAAUAAAUGUGCGAAAUGUUUGAAAGCUGAUAUCCAAUGUCCGCUGUAUAAACUUAAAGUUUCAAUAGACACAAUAAAGAGCCUUAGAAAUGUGUUUGCUCAUAUGACUUACACAGAUUGCGAAAACUUUCAAAAGGAAAGGAUACGUUUGAGAAUUUUUCAAACUAAUUGGGAAUCGCUGUUUCGUUCUUGCACUGGAGGAUGUCAUGACCUUCAUGGGUGGUAUGAAAGAUCCAAUCAGUAAAGUUGAUUCUGAUAAAUUUAGAAGGGACUUGAAAAAUGCAAUAAGUGAUUUACUACCGAAAGAAAAGUAUGAAGAAAGGUUUAAGGAAAUGCUUGCUUUAGACGAUCGUAUACAAGAUCCAGAGGAAAUGGCAUACAGAAAUAAGAAAGAAUUAGGCAUUAUGAAACCAGUUGUUGAUCAAUUAGUAAAAGAUGUGUACGAAUCAAAUAAGUUGUUACUUAUUGUUUAGUCCCAGGACCUAUUGAUACCGGUGAUGAUUGCAAACAAAACUUAAUGUCAAAUGUGAUAAAACAGGUUACCAAAGUCUAUUAGAGUUUUGUCUUGGAGCAUAUGCAUUCGAAGAUAUUGGUGUCGUGUCGUCUUUGGAAUCUAGUAAGGAAAUAAAUGGACCAUUUGAAUAUCGCCGAAUGAUAUUGCAGGAUCGACCUUUGGCAAAAUUGAGUUGGGAAAUUUAAAAGUAAGGUUAAAAGGAAGCCUGGAAAACACAGAAAGGAUGAAGGAGUGGUUUCGAUUGUACUCUGAGCUUAAAGAAAGUGGAGAGUUAAACAAUCCAGAAACUUUUGAAAGUUUGUUUUUUGGUGAUUACUUUGAAACUGUUAUGGAAGACGACAAAAUUGCCUUGAGUUGCAUCUCACUUGUUCCUACUUACCUCUUAUUGGAAAGCUAGGGGAGAACAUCAAGAGAGCAUCUCAACAGUUUCAAGCAGAGAUUGUGCCUGGUAACAAAGUGGGGGAAAUUUUGGUUUCAGGUAGUUCAACAGCUAAGAGAAAUGUCAAUUUUUACUUCCAUUUUCUUAUGUUUCAAAAAAAUUAUGUUUAUUUGUUAUUUUGGUCUGAUCAAAAAAUUGUUGUUGUAAGGUUGUCUCCCCAUGACUAAGUUAAAUUAUUCCAAAGAAGGUCUUGCAGAGAUUUUAAAGACAAUUGUGAAAUUUUGUCACAGAUUGAACUGGCAGAAUCGGAUUUACAUAUAGAUAAUAUUCCCAGUCUCAAAGAGGUAUUUUCUAAAGUUGUUAAUGACAUGCAAAUUCAGCUACGUAAGAACAAAAAACUGCUUGUGAGCUAAUGGUUCAUCAUGACCAUAUCCAUAUUCGAAACUGUCAACCAGGACCUAAAAAGGUUAUAGACAUGAUCUCCAAUGGAAAAAUGCAUUUUAAAAAAUUUUUCCCAAUCCUCUUACAAUUUUAAUGAACUACCAUAUGAAAAUCCUCACAAGGAUAUUGUGAGGUAUGACAUAUCUAUGUUUACACCUAAUCAAUCAUAUAAAAUGCGAUACAAAGUGUUUCUGGCACUAAAGGAUCCUUUAUAACUUAUAAGGAGGCUGGGAUAUUACCUGCUGAAUUUUAUCCAUACAGAGUAAGGCCAGGCUAUUUAUGUGUCCCUCGAAAUGUCCAAAGGAUAGAUAUUGUUAAUCCUACUACAAGCACGUUAACUCGACUGAAUUUUCAAAUAUUUUACCAUAACAUUGUACCAGCAAAUGAAAUACAAGAACAUAUUGCAAAGUUGAAAGGUUUCUAUGAACGUCUGUCUAUAAAGAGUAAUACUCUAUGAGGGGUAUUUGUUGACUUAUGUUCAAAGAUGUUAACAUUCAAAUUAUCCAACAUAACAUUGCUGUGUACAUCCGAAGAGGAGAUUGAAGUACAAGAUGGUUUAAAUUGUGAGGGAGAAAUCGAAAAUGACAUUUUUUUGACAUCGGAAACAAUAUUGUGUUCCAUUCAGCAGAAAUUGGAUUGCAAGAAAUUUUAACUCAUAGUAAAAAACUUAUGCAUAAUUUGAAAUGAUAUAUUUUUUAUCCAUUCUUUUUCACCAUUCUCUUUUACCAGAGGUUGUUUCUAUAUCAGGAAUUUUCUUUUUUUGUAGCUGCACUAAUUAAAAGUAGAAAUACACGUUUUAUUACAUAAACGUUGUAUUGUUUUUCUUGUCAGACUGAUUAUGCUUAAUAUAAAUUCAACUUUUAGUCUUACGUACUCUAGUAAUAUAUGUUCAUACUUUUUAUGUGUAUUAGUAUUUAUAUGCUCUUUGUGCUGAAAUAUUUGAAAUUACAAACCAUGA
Molecule: messenger RNA, 19622 nt
Organism: Hydractinia symbiolongicarpus
Lineage: Eukaryota; Metazoa; Cnidaria; Hydrozoa; Anthoathecata; Hydractiniidae
Exons: 11
Coding region: 8451-14105 (1884 amino acids)
Biological process (GO): proteolysis
Cellular component (GO): membrane
Molecular function (GO): metallopeptidase activity; RNA binding; peptidyl-dipeptidase activity
Source: RefSeq, a predicted model, not a curated record